Molecule: messenger RNA, 1635 nt
Organism: Serendipita indica DSM 11827
Lineage: Eukaryota; Fungi; Basidiomycota; Agaricomycetes; Sebacinales; Serendipitaceae
Source: the annotation of a GenBank genome assembly
AUGGCAGACAAGGAUGUUGACAUGAAGCCACUCAAACUCGACACGGACGUGGCAAACAAGGACAAGGAGUCCAAGGAUGCAGCCCCGAAGAAGCUUACGCCAGCGCAAGAGAUCAAAGCUAAUGUAGCACUCAUCGAGCGGGGUGUGGGCUCGAUGGAACCAAGAUUUGCGCAUCGUGCUUUGAGAAAUCUCACCGCGUUACGCAAGUCCCUCACCGCAGAGGCGAUUGCCCAGGCUAUUGACGAAAACUUGGUCAAGGAUGGACCAGCGGCCAAAGCUCUUAAACCGCACCUCAAUGUCUCCUCGUCCAUGGACGUAGACACCUCGACUGCAUCUACACAGACAGCCGAUUUGCCAGAGACAGAAAUGUACUUGCGCCUUUUGCUCAUUCAUCAUCUACUGUCGACACCCACCGAGCAAUCUCGGAAGGCGGCGUUGACCUUGGCAAAAGAGUCGGCUGCAAAGAUUCAAUCUUUGAACCGACGAACAAUGGAUCCGAUUGGAGCAAAGAUUUGGUGGGCGUAUGGCCGAGCUUACGAGGUAGUUGAUCCCGAGCACCUUGCGUCUCUUCGACCUGAAUUACUCGCUGCUCAGCGCACUGCCGCGCUUCGCCGCGACGACGAUACACAAGCUGUUCUCAUCAACCUGCUCCUUCGCAACUAUCUGCAUUAUAAUCUCUUCUCUCAAGCGGACAAGUUUGUCUCCAAGACCAACUUUCCGCAAUCCGCUGCGAACCCUCAAUUGGCACGAAACCACUUUUACCUCGGUCGUAUCAAAGCCGUACAACUCUCCUACACUCAGGCGCACACCCAAUUCCAGCAGGCCAUUAGACGUGCUCCGCCCGCCACCACAGCUCCUGGGUUCUAUCAAGCCGUGCACAAAUUUUUCAUCGUCGUAGAGCUGUUGAUGGGUGAAAUCCCCGAGCGUCAAAUGUUCCGACAUGUCGUGCUCGAGAAGCCGCUCAAGCCCUAUGCGGACAUUGUACGCGCCGUCCGUGCAGGGUCGCUCUCCCAAUUCCAGACGACACUCCAAACACACGCGGCCCAGUUUACCUCGGACUGCACACUCACCUUACUCUCGCGCCUACGCCAAAAUGUGAUCAAGACUGGUCUACGCAAGCUCUCGCUAGCUUAUUCGCGCAUCUCUCUUCGCGACAUUUGCUUGAAACUUCACUUGGAGAGCGAAGAAGACGCCGAAUAUGUCGUGGGUAAGGCUAUUCGAGACGGCGUCAUUGACGCGAGCAUCGUGCACGAACGUGGGUGGAUGGUUCAAAAGGGGUACGAAAUCGAAGGAACAAGCAAUGGAGAAGGGUUAGGUGUUGUUGGCCAGGCGAGCAAAGCUGCGUUCAAUCUCGGUGGGAAGAGUCGGCCACAGGGCGAGGCACUCGUGAGGGCAGAGGUGCACACGGGCCUCAUGAGGGGCUAUGGACCGGAGGUUGUCGAUGUGUUUGGACGCCGGAUUGCGUUUUGCUUGCAGUUGCACAACGAGAGUGUCCGAGCUAUGCGCUACCCGCUCAAUGCACACCGCAAGGAACUCGUGAGCGUGCAAGCUGCACUCGAACGGGAAAAGGAGCUAUCACGUGAGGUAAUGAGAGGCGAGCACGACGAUGAUGAUGAUGCACUUGGAGAUCUGUAA